Messenger RNA from Brugia malayi, 201 nucleotides. RefSeq lists its product as uncharacterized. The transcript has 3 exons. The coding region runs from base 1 to 201 and encodes 66 amino acids. NCBI's taxonomy places the organism in Eukaryota, Metazoa, Nematoda, Chromadorea, Rhabditida, Onchocercidae. The record is from RefSeq and is a predicted model, not a curated record.
AUGGAUAAAAAAAACGUUUCGCGCAGAGAUUUAGAUUUGAAACAGAAGGGAGAAAAAAAGAAAUUCACGAAUGAAAUCCUGCGAAAAAAGGUGGAGAGAAUUUCAGGACUAUUUCGGUAUUCAGAACAACGUGUCUUUCGGUGUCUUUCUGUAACAACGUACCCGUUAUGUGGGACAGAUGUCAUAGUCAACCUCAUAUGA